Messenger RNA from Mangifera indica (mango), 441 nucleotides. RefSeq lists its product as uncharacterized. Bases 1 to 441 code for a protein of 146 amino acids. The transcript has a single exon. The record is from RefSeq and is a predicted model, not a curated record. Lineage: Eukaryota; Viridiplantae; Streptophyta; Magnoliopsida; Sapindales; Anacardiaceae.
AUGUCAAUGUCCUCUCAACCCCAACAACCUGCAGUUGGCGGCGUCGUUUACCCAAACGCAGUCACAAGACCGCCGCCCAAUUCCCCUGCAUCUCCCUCGUCGGAUGGAUCGUUUGGGACGGUGUUCAUCAUUCUGGCUGUUAUUGUUGUUAUAUCAGCUGUAGCUUGUUGUCUUGGGCGUCUCUGCAACCGACGCCAUCCCAAACAUAAACCCCACAAACAAAGCCACAACUCUCACCCACAAGAAGGCCAAGUGGGGAACAUACAGUUCCAUAAGCAGCAAAGCCACGGCUUUCGUCCCAGAGAAAGGGAAAGAGACAUAGAGUUUGGGUUCGAUAAAAAUAUUGCAGCUUCGAAACCUGCUGGGAAUGGACAAACCAGAGGUUUCAAACAGUUUGGAAAUGGAGACAUCAAGUUUGAACCCAAGCUUGGAGGCGUAUAA